This is a messenger RNA of Coregonus clupeaformis (lake whitefish), 6294 nucleotides long. RefSeq names its product SH3 and PX domain-containing protein 2B. The transcript is spliced from 14 exons. The record is from RefSeq and is a predicted model, not a curated record. Lineage: Eukaryota; Metazoa; Chordata; Actinopteri; Salmoniformes; Salmonidae. Gene Ontology annotation, biological process: superoxide anion generation. Gene Ontology annotation, molecular function: phosphatidylinositol binding; protein binding; superoxide-generating NADPH oxidase activator activity. The coding region runs from base 293 to 3154 and encodes 953 amino acids.
GGUGUAGACUUUCCAGUUAUCAAACUAGAGUCGGUGAGCUGGGAUAGGCUGGGAGAUUGGUUCAGAGAAGUUCGGACAUAGCCAACUGCGGGACGGGGCAAGAAGAGUAGCGACUGAAUAUGGGACAGGAAAUCUGACGUGGAACAUCUACGAAAUCGCAUUUGUUGCAUUCAGCAAUCAAGGAUCUGACCCACGCGAAUGACAAAAAGGGGGUGCGUAAACUUUGUCAUUUGGGUCUGAUCGUUCCAAAACCGGGCUGUUGUUUUUAGUGGAGGCUCUGAAAGAGAACAUCAUGCCAAGGCGGACCGUGCACGAAGUAACAGUUCAAGAUGUCCAGAAGAGGAGAAAUCCGAACAAACACUAUGUUUACAUCAUCAAAGUGUCCUGGUCUGAUGGCAGCACAGAGGUCAUCUUCAGGCGCUACAGCAAGUUCUUCGACCUGCAGAUGGAACUCCUGGAUAAGUUCCCUGUUGAAGGAGGGCAGAAAGACCCCAAGCGCAGAAUCAUCCCUUUUCUACCAGGGAAGAUCCUGUUCAGGAGAAGCCAUAUCAGGGAUGUGGCCAUGAAGCGCCUGAGGCCUAUCAACGAGUACUGCAGGGCUCUGAUUCAGCUGCCCGUGUACAUAUCCCAGUGUGAGGAGGUUCGUAUGUUCUUUGAGACCCGUCCUGAAGACCUCAACCCACCCAAAGAGGAACCCAUUGGAAAGAAGAAGCCAGGAGACUCCACCUCAGCUGACCCUCUGCUCCUAGACCAGUAUGUGGCCGUCACUGACUAUGAGAAGCAGGAGAGCUCUGAGAUCAGCCUGCACGUGGGACAGACGGUGGAGGUCAUCGAGAAGAAUGAGUCUGGUUGGUGGUUUGUUAGUUCAGACGAGGCCCAGGGCUGGGUCCCUGCCACCUGCCUGGAGGCCCAGGAUGACCCUGACGACUUCUCCCUGCCCGGCGAGGAAGUGUCCCGGAGAUACUGGUCACUGCCGAGCCAUGUGGGCCGCCGGCGAACGUUAGGGGAUCUGUUCAGCACAGGCUUUGGGCAAGAGGAGAAGUACACAGUGAUUUACCCGUACGCAGCGCGAGACCAAGACGAGAUCGACCUGGAAAGUGGCAUGACGGUGGAGGUUAUCCAGAAGAACCUUGAGGGCUGGUGGAAGAUCAGGUACCAGGGACAGGAGGGCUGGGCCCCGGCGUCCUACUUGAAGAAGGCCGACAUCCUGAGCCAGAAGCUGGCGGCAGGGGCAGCGGGCCAUGCCAGCACUAACGACCUGGACGGAUUCUCCAAGCAGCAGAGUCAACAGAACCAAGCCAAGCAGCACAAACAAGGGGCUAGACAGAGACCACCGCCGCGCAGGGAUCUCACCAUCCCGAGGGGGCAGAACCUGCCAAAGCCGCCCACCCCUCCCCAGGUGGAGGAAGAGUUCUAUACCAUCGCAGACUUCCAGACCACCAUCCCCGAUGGCAUCAGCUUCCAGGCUGGGGUCAAAGUGGAGGUGAUAGAGAAAAACUCCAGUGGCUGGUGGUACAUUCAGAUUGAAGACAAAGAGGGCUGGGCCCCCAUCACCUUCAUCGACAAAUAUAAGAAGACCAGCUUGACCCCGCGCCCCAACUUCCUUGUACCUCUGCCCAAUGAGAUGGCCCAGCUGAAGCUGGAGGAUGGCACUACCAGCGGUGCGGCGCAAGAGGACAGCUGGUCCAAACCGCUGCCAGACGAGCCCACCGCGAGCAGCGAGUCUGCAGCCCGGCCCAAGCUCAGGGACUGGAAGUCCAGCGCCAGUAAGGGGGCAUCUGCCUUCUCCGGACCCCUGCCCCCAGCCCCGUCUGCCCCACCGGCUGAGGAGAGGCCAGCCCUGCCACCCCGCAGGGAGUCCAUCAACAAGAGCAUGGACAUUGAGAUUGUGGAGAAACCCAGGCCAGACGUAUCCAAACCCCUGCCUCCGAAAACCUCUGCCCCGGGGGUCAUUAUGCCCCUGCUCACCCCCAAAGCUGCCCCCUUCAAGCCAGACAAGCCCCCUGAGCCCAAAAGAGAGAUCACGAACAAGCCUCUGCAUUUGAAGAAUGAGAUGGGUCUGGAGUGUGGCCACAAGGUCUCCGUCAAGGAGGUGAAGAAGUUCAACCUGAAACCCGUGGCUAAGCAUCCGCCCAAGAACAUGCCUGAUCCACCGGAGGAGAAACCAGAGGCCAGCGGCCCUGCACUGUUCAUGAAGCCCAAACCCGUAGUCCGGCCCAAACCCAUCCCAGCUGCCAAGCCAGAACCGCCAGCUGAGAACAAGCUGGAUAUCACCAACCUGAGGAGCAAGCUGAAGCCUUCGAAGCCAGCUGAACCAGGCGAUGGAUCAGCAGAGCCAAGCCAGCAAAACGGCACUGCUCCCAACAACGGCCCUAGCAACGCUCUCCCCAAGAUGCCGCCCCCCAACCUCCCCCCUAAUAAUGCUUUACCCAAGAUGCCUCCUAGUAAUGUACCCCCCAAGAUGCCCCCUCCUAAUAAUGUUCUCCCAAACAUGCCACGUCCCAACAGCCCCCCUAUCAACGCCCUCCCCAAGAUGCCCCCAGCCCCCAAUGCUCUCAAUGGCAAGGCCAGCGACGAGGCCAAGUUCCCCACCAAGCAGCAAAACGGUCAUGGACACGUGAGCCAGGAUGUCCCCAAACCCGCUGUUCCCCCCCACAAAGAACCUCCAGGGAAGCCAGCCGUCCUCCCUAAGCGACCCCCUCCACCCAAAAAGACCUCUGAGCCAUCCAGCCCCACAGAAACCAAAGCUCCCAUGAAAGAGCUCCCAGACACCAAGCCUGCUCCCCCCCAGCUCAGCAGACCACCUCCCCCUAAACCCAAGGCCUUCAUGCUGCCCCCGCCUAAAGACAAGGACAAGGAAAAGGGGGAGCCCAAGGCAAAAGUGCCCGUGGCCCCAAAGCCCCUGGUUAAGAUUGAGAAACCAGGCCCUCCGAGGGACAAGCUGCCGCCUCUGAUCAAGGAUCCCAGUAAAGAGGAGCUGUUCUUGGCCAUGGCGGACUUUGAGGGCGACGAUCAGAUGGGUGGCUUCAAGGAGGGCACCGUGUUCGAGGUGAUGGAGAGGAACAGCAGCGGCUGGUGGUUUUGUAAAAAUCUAGGAGAAGGGCCAAUGAAAGAGGGCUGGAUCCCCUCCAAUUACCUGACCAAGAAACCCUAGGUACCAGGUUCUGCUGGCCUGUUUAAUAAUACAAAAUAUUACUCAUUGUAUUUAAUUAGCUUUUUUUAUUUAUAGGUACCUUUUUAAUUGAGGUGUGUUUGUUGCUUUGUUACAUUCCAUUUGUUUAGCAUUCGUGCGAGAAUGAACCAGCAAUGUUUUUGUUGCAUAUUGUUUCGUUUUCGUUCUCUUUUUUUGUACUUUCUAUCCUCGUUACCAAUUACUAAGCGUCAAAUCCGGAACAAGCAAAUGUUCCUCUCAUGUUGUUCACCUUUUGUGCCAUGUGUUACUCAACAAGCCUAUAAUGUAAUGUUAUGAUACAGUAUGUUAUCACAAGCUUUGUAAUAGAACAACAACAUAUGUCUUUCCAAGCCUUCUAUAAUAUUGUGCCUCAGUAUAGUGCUUUAAGCUUAAAUAUAUUUAGCUAGUUCGUUUCUCAGUUAGCAUAUCAAAGAUGCUUCAGUCUAAUGAGUGGAGUCCUACCGGACAGUGCAAUGCAUAUGGAAAAUAAAUCAGACCAUACGACAGACUAGGAGUGCCGAUUUAGGAUCAGUUUUGCCUUUUAGAUCAUAAUGAAUAAGAUUACAUGGAUAGGGGUACCUGAUUCUAGAUCAGCACUCCUACUCUGAGAUGCUUUGUGAAUACUGGCCGAGAUCAUUCACAAGACAAACAGCCUAAGGCAGAAGGCCAUGUAUACUCAGAUACCUCAAAGAACACCCCUCCUCCACUAAGGCUGCAACGGAGGUUACAAGGGGAGUUCAAGAGGACAUUUUGGCUUUCAAGUACUAAAAUAUUAACACUUCAAGAAGAGUUUUUGACAAGUGAUUCUAGGUGCUAAUACUAAACAUUCAUACAGAUCUUUUCAGGUUUGUGAAUGGGUUUAUUUUCCUUUCGGAACUGCAUAAUAAUGUUGCGGCUGAUUUUUAACAGAUGUGCACUUUUCAGAUUAUUCAGCCUGUUCAGGUUUGCACACUGGAUUCCCAAACUGUGGGGUAGGGGGGGCGCAGGGGUCCCCCCCGCCACAAAAGGAACUCAGUACAGCUUUCAACUUACUCUUGAAAGUUGUAAUAGUAGAAUGCACAAGGUGCAAUUUCGAAAUUAGGAAGUGCAUCAUCAAUUUUCCUCUUGUCAUGUCAGUCAUUGCAUACCUUAGAGAGCUAUUUAAAAUGUAUCAGAAAUGUCCAGUGAAAAAGUUGAGUGAAAAGGUUUGUGAACCCCUGGCUUAAUAGACCGAUGGAGAGGAAAUAUAGAGUGUACAAUUGAAAGCCAUAGCAAUGUUUUAAACACUCAAAUAAGGUUGCUGCACGACUUUGGGAGCUGUAUUGUAUACCAGGGUUGGACUCCAGUUCAACUCCUUUCAGGAUGGACUGAAUUGACUUCAUUGAAAUGAAAUGGACCCUUUCCCUGGUGUUCACAGUACAAUAGGUGGAGAACACGUAAGUAAGAAUGACUGAUUCAAGUAGAGGUUACAUCAGGCUGCUUCUGGUAAAUGCAAUAUUUCAUAAACUUUAGGUCUACCAUUAUCAAUACAGACCCUAAAUGAGAGGGAAUUUACCUGUGAUUUGUUCAAUAAUACAGUACAAAAUACAGCGUUACUGAAUCUCAUAAAAAGGUGCUCAAAUAUAAUACAUAAAGUGUGGUCAUUAUGAAAAACAUCUACAUUAGUGUUUGACUGGUUUCAAGCAGACUUAGCAAAAUAGUUAUUUUUAUCAUACUUCCAGAAUGAAGUAAUGUCAGCUGUCACUUUCUUUUUGUUUACUUUUCACCUCUUGCUAGGUCUGGGCCUGGUUUCCCGUAGAUGGAACUUAGGUUUACGAGUGUUUUAACGAUACAUUGUUCCUACAGCCGAAGAUGUAACAUGCGUUUCCCAAAACACCACGUAGAGAGAACUUUCAUUAAGUGCGUCAAUACUGCUAGGAUCGAAAGAAAGGCAGCGCUUCUCUCAGAUCAGCUUUCUCCAUUCAAAUCUACCUAAACAUAAUUAUUUCACAAUACUGACGACGGAUCAGCUCCUAGAGAGAUAUUAUCACCUACGGCUGCAAAGAUCGAGGCAGCUUAUUCUAAUGGUUAACCAUUAAUAAUGCACUAAAUCACAGAUUUGGCACAUAAUUGCGUUAAUGUUCUUACACAUUAAAUAUAUAGAGGAAAAACUAAGACAGCCUACAAUUAUCAAAAUAUAACUAGAUUGAACGCGAGCAAUAUGAUUGAAAGGCAAAUGUAGCGGAUACGCCUAUUUAUACAGUCAUCUAGUUUUCAUUUGAAGCAUAUUUUUAUCCUUCGCUUGUUUGUUACAAUUGCAAAGACAUUGCCAACUUUGUUGCCUAUUUGAAGUUAUCGGUGGUCACAGAGAGAUGGAUAAACAUCCAUUGGUUGUAUGUUUAGCGAAGGUCUUUUGUGUAUAAAAUCACGCGGAAGGACAAAAAAGCAUGUAACGACGCACUUGGCUGUUCGAGUGGUGUGAGGCAGUCGGUAAAUAGGCUUCACAAGCGUUUAAGUGCAACUUUAGUAACUUAGCCUUAAGAUGCUUCUGGGAAACUGGGCCCUGGUCACGGAGAAAGAGGGUUGGUCUCCUAGGAGACGCACUGACAAGGCUGGGAGUGCUUGUAGCUCACAGGUUCAUUGGAGAAUCUCAGAAUAUGGUUGAUCUGAUUCUGCUCCUAGUUGCUUUGAUACUGUGUUUUUCCCCCUCCCCAUGUCCCCCUCCAAAAUCUAAUCAUGUUAAAGUACUAGGUCCAAUGCCCUGUGUUAGGUCCUUAACCAACGUUGAAAUCAUUGGGGUUUUCCAUCUUACUACACAGUGUCAACUCAUGUAAGCCCUGACUGUUAGUGGAAAGUGAGUGAAACCUAGAUUGGGUUAGGGUAUGGGUUGGAAAGACAUGCAUUCUACAGUUUGGUUACUAAAGCAUAAGGAGAGGCACACCGGGAUUUGAACACUACAUUAAAACAGUAUGGAUUGUCUUAUUGCUUUAAGUAAUGCUUUACCCAAAACUGGUCAAUUGAAUUUGAAAACGAGUUUAUAUAGAAACUGCUCUUUAUUCUUUGACAUAUGCGCAUAUCCCAUCUUAGUACUGUAAUGUAUUCUUUAUACUUGUUCCCCUCAUGGUUUUCUUUCAUAUUAAGUCAAUAAACAUUUUUAAAAAUGU